Rhipicephalus sanguineus (brown dog tick) is the source of this 771-nucleotide messenger RNA. Its product is annotated as inner centromere protein-like. The transcript is spliced from 4 exons. The record is from RefSeq and is a predicted model, not a curated record. The coding region runs from base 1 to 771 and encodes 256 amino acids. NCBI's taxonomy places the organism in Eukaryota, Metazoa, Arthropoda, Arachnida, Ixodida, Ixodidae.
AUGGGCGACGAGGCAGCGGCGGGCGGCCGGGCGGUCGCUCCAGAUGCGCCCUGGCCCCAGAGCAGCACGGAUUCAGCAGCGGUAAAGAGGGACGCGGCUGCAGCGGAGAGCGCGGCCACAAAACCAAGCAGUGGCUCGGACUGCGUAGAAAACGGGGUGACGGCUACCGACAUUUUGAACAAGAUUGUCAGCAAUGAGGAAGAAUACAACGAGGCAGGGGUAGAAUUUGAUUCCCAGUUUGACGAAGCAGAGUCACAGCACAACGGCAGCACCAAUGGCACCGACUCCAGAAGCCAGGCAACGCCAUCGCCGCCCAAUGCCGCCAUCGUCAUCGCCGCCCAAACGGUGCCACCAGCACCCGCAGCAGUCCCUCAGGCAGAGGGCGCACGCGCCUCAAACCGAGCAGCUGUGGCGACAGAACCAGUUCGGGGAAAGAAAAGGCAGGAACAGGCUGCAGAUUUUGAGUUCCUGGAAAAACGUAUGCGCCACGACUUUCUAAUGAAAGAAAAGGAAUGUGCCACAGAGGCUAGGCGUUUAGCCCUUGAGGAGAAAAGGCUGGCGUGGGAAGAGGAACGGGGCCGGGCUGAGCUGCGGCUCAGGGAAAGAGAGAGCGAAAGGGCUGCUCAAGAACGCGAACAAGAAAGGAGGUUUCUUGCAGAGCAAAGAGAGCGAGAGAAGAAAGAAAAGACGGAGGAGCACGACAGGUUCCUUGCACAGCAGCAAUGUAUGCUGAGCAUUCUGGAAAGAGUGCUAGAAAAAAUAAAUAAAUGA